Molecule: messenger RNA, 1132 nt
Organism: Diaporthe batatas
Lineage: Eukaryota; Fungi; Ascomycota; Sordariomycetes; Diaporthales; Diaporthaceae
Exons: 2
Coding region: 17-1132 (371 amino acids)
Molecular function (GO): hydrolase activity
Source: RefSeq, a predicted model, not a curated record
AUUCUUCUUCGCGACCAUGGCGUCCGAUCCCCAUCAGCAGCGCUACGCUACAUAUCAAACCUACAAACAAAGCCCAAGAGAUGCAGAGUUGUCAAAGCUUCUUGCCCAGAACGGGCCUUGGCCGGAUCCUCCCUUCAAGGAUAUAUCACAGUGCCGCGGCAUUUCGGAUUAUGCGGACGGCCUGCUCAUAGAUGCACUCGGCCCGGCCCCGGUAGGCCUGCAUGAGCAAACCUACAGUAUCCCAACGAGCGACGGUUACACCUCCACUGCUCUACUCACCCGGCCAGCGCCCGGUUCUGAUCCUGGCCCGCUCAUUGUCUUGUAUCACCCAGGAGGCUUCUUCCUCGGCAGCCCUGCCAAGCUGACCAUGUAUGCCCGGCCCCUCGCGCAGCUGUUCAACGCUUCGGUCCUGUGCCCCGCGUACCGGUUCGCACCGGAGCACCCAUUCCCGACGGGCAUAGAAGACUCGUGGGCGACACUGAAGUGGGCGGCGGGCCACGCCGCGGAACUCGGGGCGGAUCCCGCACUGGGGUUUCUCGUGGGCGGCAUCUCGAGCGGCGCCAACUUCGCAGUCGCGCUCGUGCGGCGGGCCGUCGAGGCCCGUCUCCAGCCUCCCGUUACGGGAACGUGGGCCCCGAUCUUCAUGGGCCUGACGGAGCGAGGUGCGGUGCUGGACGAGUACGAGAUGUUCUGGACGAGUCAUGAGCAGCACCGCGACGCUCUCGUUAUCGAUGCGGACAAGGCCGCGACCAUGUGGGAAUACUACAAGCCCAGCAUCCACUCGCCAUUGUUCAACCCCCUAGCUCCGCCUCUCGACCAGAUUCGCGAGAUUCCCAAGAUGUUCCUGCAGGUCGCGGGCCACGACAUGUUCCGUGACGACGGGCUCGUGCUUGCGUAUGCGCUGCAGGACCAUGGUGUUGAUGUGAAACUGGAGGUCUAUCCGGGGGUUUGUCAUUCCUUCUGGGUAUUCGCUCCGAACCUAUCGGUUUCAAAGAAAUUUGUGAGCGACAUUGUCAGGGGAUUCGCAUGGCUGUUGGUCGUGGAUACGGAUACUUUGAGCGAGGGCUGGGAGACCGCGAUGGCGAUGCCGGCCAUCACAAUCGAUGAUGAUACGGAGCCACAGAGUAACUAA